AUGCCCUCCAAAUCUCGAGAACAUCACCGACCGCGAGAUCGAGGCUCAGACGAUCAGAGCAGCGAAGCAACCGAAGGAACUGCGAGACCGUCACACUCAUCACGGAGUCGAGAGAAAGACAAAGACCGUCACAGUCGGACCACUCAUAGUUCCUCCCACAGUUCGAGCAGAAGGACUAGGCCUAGAUCUGAUAAGGAUAGGCUCAAGGACGAAGCUGGCCGCUCACCUAGUUCAUCUGCCUCUAGUAUAAGAAUCAAGAAACACCCAUCUUCCACCCUCAUGUCCGAAACAAACGAGUCGAAGGUGUCCACGCCUUACCCCAGCUUCUCAAAGGCACACAGUAAGGAGGCUGUGGGGAGUCGAGAUAAUCUCGGCAUACGGCUCAACAUAUUGACCCCCGAACCAACAGACCUAACAUCUGCGGAUGCCAAAAAGGAUGAGCAAAAACCGAGUUCCACGGCCGAAGACAAAACCCAGAGCAAAAGGCAUAGUCAAAGCACCCGGCCUCCAAGCCCUCCUCUCACAAAUGAUGAUACAGAGCUACCCCGGCGAAAAAGCACACCAUCUAAUGAUGGGCGCCGGUCAGAUGAGAAGGAAACCCCAAACAAGUCUUCAGGAGAGCCUAAGAAGCAUAAAUCUUCAAGGAGUCAUUCUACCAGGUCUUCCGCGGGCAUCUAUAAGAAGCUAAGUGACCAGACGUUGAAAACCAGUACGAGGACCCGAUCUAGCACCCCAAGCAAAUUGAAAAUUUUUGAGGCUCUUCAGUUUUCUCACAGAUCCUCUCCCACUUCAGCGCAACGAAAAUCCAGAUCAUCCCUGAAUCGAAAAUCAGCAUCUCCUGCCGAAGUUCUCUCCGAUAACGAUAUAAUAGAUGACACAGUAGACUCAGAUGCUACUUCGAUCGCUCCAGUACAAGUGAAGACCACCGCGCAGCUACCCAAGCUUCGAAACCGCCCUCGCGCAUCGAGGCCUCCGUCACAUGCUUCCCCUUCUCCGCAUCCGGAGACGUUAAGAGACCCGUCCGCUGCCUCUCCGCCUCCUCCACCACCUCCGCCUCCUCCUCCGCCAGAAAUACCGCUCUCGAGACCUAGAGUUGACUAUCUCCUCCAAAAUGGUGGACUGAGCUACCAUGUACCACGAAACUUCCUUGGAGCGGGGGAAUCAGCUAAUAUGCCACAACACCUUUUCGAGCCUGCCAAUACUGGAAUGAAGUUAUUCGAACCGUUUUCCAAGCUAUUGAGUGAUUAUAACCGAGUAAUAGAGAAGAAUGGAUCGCUGGCGGUGGCUACGGGGUAUAGGUCUGUUGCUAGAAGACUAUUAGACCGCCUAGAAUCUGUCUUUGCUCGAGAUAUAUCGUCAGAGUCCUGCGAAUGCCCAAUGUGCUGUGGCAAGGAGGAAAACGAAGCACAAGCAGGGGUUAGCUGGGGCGAGGUCCUGGAACUGGUUUCGGGCCGAAGCGACUUGCCGACCUGGCCACCGUUCCGGAUGCAACCAGAGCUAGACCCAGCUGCAAUCGAAAAUUCACAGGAGCACAUACCUAUGCAAAAGCUCGAUAUCGAUGUGCCUGAGGAGUACCGAGACCACUAUAUCAGACAAUCAAGGAAAACAAAACAAGCUGUCGAUAAAUGGCUGUCUCGACAGCCUGACCAGCCCGCCGAACCUCCAGGAGAGGUUGAUGAUGAGACGCUAACAUUUGCCAUUUUAACUUAUCUGGACCCAGAACAAAGAGCCCCCUUUGCAAGCCUGCUUGAAUUUCCACUAGGACCAGCAGUACCUAAGAAGGAGACGCCAAAACCUCCAGAUAGGCCACCUUGCCUGGUACUAGGAGCUGUGGCAAUCUACCGUCUAUACAGACUGCAGAGCUUACCUCGGGACCCCGAGACAGCCCUGUACAUGGUGAAGCACCCCGAUAUGCACAAUGUGCUAGCUACGUUAGCAGCCAUCAGUGACGACGAGUGGGAUAUCCUUAUCUCGGGCCGUUUUGACGGAUUUCUGAGGAGUGGAGCAGAGGACAACGCUGUGCCAACCUCGGCAACAGAGCCUCCCUUUGAUCCCCACUCCGGCCUACCAAGAAAUGGCGCCCAGCCGGCGCGCUCAGCAAGCCAGCCACGUGCGGGAGCUCCCAUUUCUACUGCUGCGGCCGGAUCAUAUGGAGCCCCUAUUUCGAUCGAUGAAGAAACAGAAAUCGCUGCAUUGGCAGAAGUCGAAAGGGACAUCUUCCUUGGCAUGGAAGCGCUUGAAGAUGCCUUUGAGAUCCUGCAUGGAAAGGCAGAGAUAGUUCGUCGAGCGUUGCGUGAGCGCGGCGCCGGUCUUACCGCUGCUAGUCAAGCUCGAAGAGGCAGCAGGUCGAAUAUCCAGAUACUGGCAGGCACACCUGUGCCAAUGGGGACGCCGGCUGAAUUCGAAAGUGGCACGGAUGACGAUGUUGAUGACGGGGCGUCUAUUGCCCCCUCAGAGUCGGCGAGCAAUAUCAGUUCUAACCGGAGACGAAGACCCAAGCGCCGAACGGAACGACGGACCCCUGCCCCUGUCGAGGAAGAGCCCGAUGAAUACAACGAAUAUGUUGUCCCUAUACGCCCAGGGAAAUGA
Messenger RNA from Nannizzia gypsea CBS 118893, 2589 nucleotides. RefSeq lists its product as hypothetical. Gene Ontology annotation, molecular function: DNA binding. Lineage: Eukaryota; Fungi; Ascomycota; Eurotiomycetes; Onygenales; Arthrodermataceae. The record is from RefSeq and is a predicted model, not a curated record. The coding region runs from base 1 to 2589 and encodes 862 amino acids. Gene Ontology annotation, cellular component: nucleus. The transcript has a single exon.